Molecule: messenger RNA, 1746 nt
Organism: Colletotrichum karsti
Lineage: Eukaryota; Fungi; Ascomycota; Sordariomycetes; Glomerellales; Glomerellaceae
Exons: 5
Coding region: 1-1746 (581 amino acids)
Biological process (GO): positive regulation of transcription by RNA polymerase II
Cellular component (GO): nucleus
Molecular function (GO): zinc ion binding; transcription cis-regulatory region binding; DNA-binding transcription factor activity, RNA polymerase II-specific
Source: RefSeq, a predicted model, not a curated record
AUGCCGUCUUCCGAAGCGUCUGAUUCGUUGAGUGCCACGACCUGUGAGCAGUGUCGUGAACAGCAUUUGCGAUGUGACCGCGUCUUGCCCAUCUGCGGGCGAUGUCUGAUGACGGGGAGAGAGUGCAAGAAGGGGUACAAGUUCCGCGCGCCCAAACACGCCGUCUUCAAGGAGAGCCACAAGUGGCCGGCGCCGCCCAAGAAGCUCAAGUUCAUCGACGAGACGCGCGGGGUCGAGCUCGGCGAGACGGGGGACGGCGAUGAGCGGAAUGACAGCUCGUCCAAGGAAGACGAGGAGACGACGACUAAUUCACCAGGGACGGCCACCGUGGGCGACUCGACCGUCUCCGAGGAACAGCGGCGGCCCUCGCUCCAGGCGACGAAGGCGGCGAGCUGGCCUCUUCCGGAUGAGAGCCACCACAGCAGCGAGAUCGUCGAUGAGCCAUUGCUGUCUCAACGCGCGUCGCUGAGCACGCCGGGCGGUGAUCGCCUCAGCCAGGACGACAGCCACCGCGAGCAUUCCGACUCGGUCGAGACGCUGCCGCCGCUGGAGCCUCUCGUGCCGCCGACGGGAGGCAUCUACACCGACCGUCCGGUGUGGCCGAUCCAGGGACGCCAGGAAGCUACGCUAUUCCGUCACUAUGUGCAAAAGCUGGGGUUUUGGCUCGACGCGUGCGACCCGACAAGAAACUUCGAGACAGAAGUGCCGCAGCGCGCCGGCUCGUGUCCGAUCCUGCUCAACGCCAUCUUCGCGCUGGCGGCACGGCACCUCAGCCUGACGAGCGCGUACGACUCCCUCGCGUCGAACCGGUAUCACGAGCAGUGUCUGAACUACCUGAUCCCGCUGCUGGACCACGCCGGGACGGUGUCGGACGAGAACCUGUUCGCGGCGACCAUCAUCCUCCGGGUGCUCGAGGAAAUCGACGUCAACACGCUCGGCCAGGACACGCACGGCCACCUCCUCGGGAUCCACGCCUUCGUCAACGCCGGCGACCGCUUCCUCAUGCCGGGCACGCUGACGGCCGCCUGCUUCUGGGCGGGCCUGCGCCAGGAGAUCUACAGCGCCGUCAUCAACCAGCAGGUCGUCAGGAUGAACCUGGGUCACGCCAUCGUCGACCGGUCGACCGGCCCCGGCGACGACUUCGUCUGGGCGAAUCGUGCCAUCGUUCACUGCGCCGACGUCCUCAACUUCUGCUUCGGGUCCGAGGCGGGGUCGGUGCUGCGAUGGGGCCAGCUGGAAAUGGCAAACAGAGAGUGGAAGAACGCCCUGCCGGCCUCGUACACGCCCAUAUUCUUCCGGGAGAGGACGGAAGAGGAGGCUUUUCCCGAAGUAUGGUAUCAGAAGGCGUGUCACAUCAUCGCCGUCCAACAUCACAUUCUCGCCGAAAUGUACCUCGUCUUGUUCAACCCGAGCAUCCCGCGCGUCGGAGGCACGCGUAAGGCGGCGGAGAAGCGAUUGACUGAGCAGAUCCAGGAACUGCUCCGGAGUCUAUGUGGCAUCGGCAUGUGCAACCAGUGGUCUCCUCCCGCCAUGUUCACCGCGUGUAUGGGCAUAGCUAUCGGCAAGUUUAUCUCUAUCUGCAUCUCUUCUCCUGGUGAUCGCUUCGACGAGAAACACGACCAGGAGGCUCUCCUGAACAUGCUGAGCAUCACCGAAAAGGCCCACGCACGACCCACGACGGCGGUCAAAGAUCAGCUGAUGCACGCAUGGGGGUGGAUGGACGGGGAGGCGAUGAGCGAGGGGUAA